Dendroctonus ponderosae (mountain pine beetle) is the source of this 1231-nucleotide messenger RNA. RefSeq lists its product as uncharacterized. Bases 147 to 950 code for a protein of 267 amino acids. NCBI's taxonomy places the organism in Eukaryota, Metazoa, Arthropoda, Insecta, Coleoptera, Curculionidae. The transcript has 3 exons. The record is from RefSeq and is a predicted model, not a curated record.
ACACAUCUUUAAUGAUGAUGAGCAGCUAUACAGGAAAAAACAAGUACAUUUUGGUGCAGAAGUACUGGAGAUAUAUAAUAGUUGAACAUCCUGAAUGAUUAUUCACUUGCGAUUUGAAUACUAAUCUUGUAACAAGCGUGCACAAAAUGAUCAGCAACGUUUUCACUAUUUUCUGUGUUGCAGUGUAUGCUACUAAGGCUCUGCCCCAAUAUUCAUACACAUCAACCGAUCCUAUCCAGCAAAAGUUGCAAACUUUGGGCCUGGUAAUAUCGGAUACAUUCGACUACAAUUCAUUUAUCUUAAAUUUGGAGGCGAUAGUAGAAGAAUCGCAGCAAGUGGCAUUAUUGGCCAUUAAAGUAUCGGUCUCUUUAGCUCAGCAAUUUGCUAAAGGGCUAGACAUUUAUGGAGGAUACCAAAACAUUCAACAAAUCAAUAACAUCCAAAGCAAUCACUUCAGAAAUUUGGAAUCGAUGAGACACGAAGCUUUCACUCAAAGCAUUGAUAUUAGUUCAUGUGUCUAUUCGGCAAUUCACCAAAUUCACACUCAAUCUCAAUCUUCCAUUGAAGAAAUUGAUAAUAAAUUGGACAGUAUCAAUGAGGUAUUUGACAAUUAUACCACAGUACACUUCGUGGAACCUUCAAAGACUAGCCUGGCAAUGACCUACACAAUUCGAGAAAGAAUCUACCAAUGCCCUUUCAACUUUACCGAUUUUUCACCGUUUUAUCUUUGCCUUACAACGGCUGCCGUACUGAACGAUAUUGUAAUGCUUAACGAAUUUGCAACUAACUAUAACGAUACCACGUCUAAAGUCAAAGCACUCAUCACGGAAUUUGAAUCUGCAGUCUUGUUUUGGCAAGCAAAGAACGUGGAAGAGUUCAAGACAACAGCACAGUCCAUAUAUGAUGAUUACUUUGUACACUGUGCUGCCGAUAAAGGAUAUGUUGUAUAAAAUAUUGAGUGAAUUUGAACACAAGUCUUAAAGUGGAUGUUUAAGCUUUAAUAGCUCUUAGUUCUUCGAAUAUUUCGUUAUGUAAAUAGUAUUAUGUAUGUAUAACAGUCAGCCUUUGUUCUAGAAGGUAUAAUUUAUUUAAAAAUUUGCAUUCGCAUUAACCAGGUAACAUUGUAAAGGAAGCACCCGGUUUGUUAAUCAAAAGUGAUCGUGAUUGUAUUGAUAAGUAUUAUUAUGUAUAUGUAUUAUGAGCAAUAUCUAAUAAAAUGUAAAAAACCGCA